CGCCGCCCCGCGACCUGCCGCCCCUCAGGACCGACGAGUCGGCACGGCUGUCUCGAGCGCCAUGUCGGGUUCCUCUAGCGUCGCCGCCAUGAAGAAGGUGGUUCAGCAGCUCCGGCUGGAGGCUGGGCUCAACCGCGUGAAGGUUUCCCAGGCAGCUGCAGACUUGAAACAGUUCUGUCUGCAGAAUGCUCAACAUGACCCUCUGCUGACCGGAGUGUCUUCCAGUACAAAUCCCUUCAGACCCCAGAAAGUCUGCUCCUUUUUGUAGUCAGCUAUCUUGAGGUUUCUUAAACGACUUUUCAUGACCCAGUGGAUGUUCAAGAGAACUAGAUCUGAAGUCUGUACAGAAGCUUCUCUAACACGUGCCAUAUACACAGUCUGUACUUGUCAGUCCUUAACAUCUACCUCUCUGAAUCUUUAUGGAUUUCUGUUUCACAAGGUUUAACUAUUUUAUAUACACUGGCUGUAGCAUUCAAUAAAACAGCAUACAAAUUUA
Messenger RNA from Arvicola amphibius (Eurasian water vole), 496 nucleotides. It is a transcript of the gene Gng5, whose product is annotated as G protein subunit gamma 5. Gene Ontology annotation, biological process: G protein-coupled receptor signaling pathway. Bases 62 to 268 code for a protein of 68 amino acids. Gene Ontology annotation, molecular function: G-protein beta-subunit binding. The transcript has 3 exons. Lineage: Eukaryota; Metazoa; Chordata; Mammalia; Rodentia; Cricetidae. Gene Ontology annotation, cellular component: heterotrimeric G-protein complex. The record is from RefSeq and is a predicted model, not a curated record.